CGCCCCCGGUCCCCCGAGCCCCGAGCGCCAUGGUGGGCGCGCGGCUAGUCCGCAACUCCGCGGCCGCCGGCUAACGGGCGGGGCGGCCACCGCUGCCUCACUCUGUCCCUCCGCGUGCGGGGCCUCCGAGCCGCCGUGGGGAGGAUGAGUCCCUGGGGCUGGUUCCUGCUGCAGACCCUCUGCCUCCUGCCCACGGGCGCAGCCCCGCGGCGCGGCGCGCCUGCCUCAGCCAACUGCGAGCUCAAGCCCCAGCAGAGUGAAUUGAAUUCCUUCUUGUGGACCAUAAAGCGAGAUCCGCCAUCUUACUUCUUUGGCACGAUCCACGUUCCAUACACCCGGGUUUGGGACUUUAUCCCGGACAACUCCAAGGAGGCUUUUCAGCAGAGCAGCAUUGUGUACUUUGAGCUGGACCUCACGGACCCCUACACUAUCUCGGCCCUCACCAGCUGUCAGAUGCUGCCGCAGGGCGAGAACCUCCAGGACGUGCUCCCCAGGGACAUCUACUGCCGCCUCAAGCGCCACCUAGAGUACGUCAAGCUCAUGAUGCCCUCGUGGAUGACCCCAGACCAGCGUGGCAAGGGGCUCUAUGCGGACUACCUCUUCAACGCCAUCGCGGGGAACUGGGAGCGGAAGAGGCCCGUCUGGGUGAUGCUCAUGGUCAACUCCCUGACCGAAGUGGACAUUAAGUCCCGUGGGGUGCCUGUCUUAGACCUGUACCUUGCUCAGGAGGCUGAGCGGCUGAGGAAACAGACUGGGGCCGUGGAAAAGGUGGAAGAGCAGUGCCAUCCACUGAAUGGGCUGAACUUUUCACAGGUCAUCUUUGCUUUGAACCAGACCCUCCUGCAGCAGGAGAGCCUUCGAGCAGGCAGCCUUCAGAUCCCCUACACGACAGAAGAUCUCAUCAAACACUAUAACUGUGGGGACCUCAGCUCCGUCAUCUUCAGCCAUGACAGCUCCCAGGUUCCCAAUUUUAUUAACGCCACGCUGCCACCGCAGGAGCGCGUCACCGCCCAGGAGAUCGACAGCUACUUCCGCCAGGAGCUCAUCUACAAGCGGAAUGAGAGAAUGGGGAAGCGGGUGAAGGCCCUUUUGGAAGAGUUCCCGGACAAAGGCUUUUUCUUUGCCUUUGGAGCUGGUCAUUUCAUGGGCAACAAUACAGUGCUUGAUGUCUUGCGGCGCGAAGGCUAUGAGGUAGAACACGCCCCCGCUGGACGACCCAUCAACAAGGAGACGAGUAGAAGUCCCUUGUCGGGACCCGCCUCCUCUGCCAUCUUUGUUCCGGAAGUGCCUGCCUCAGAAGCGCGGGUACCGGAAGCUGGGUCUGCGGUUCGCUCGCUGUGGCCUCCCCACGUGUCCCUGCCUGGAAGUGCCCACCUGGGAGGCGGAGCGGAGCGGAGGUUUCGGAAGAAACGGAGGCGGCAGCGGCCACAGCGAAAGCAGCGGCUUCGGCAGUUCAGCGAUCUGUGGGUCCGACUGGAGGAGAGUGCUGAGGUCCCACAGCUCCAGGUCCCUGUUCUGGAUAGGCACAUCUCUGCCGAGCUGCAGCUCCCUCGCCAUGGGCAUUCCCGCCACAGCCAGAUGGUAGCCAGCAGUGCCUGUCUGUCUCUCUGGACUCCUGUGUUCUGGGUGCUGGUGCUGGCUUUCCAAACAGAGACACCCCUCCUGCAAUGACGGGAGGAGCCAGGCCAGGCCCCUGACCCCUUGGACUUGAAGGAUGGCUAUUCCUGUACUCCACACCCUGUUCUGGCCUUGAUAGGCCCAACCCAGGAAAAGAGAGAAUAAAAGUUGAUUCUUCUCUUUCCAAGGAACGACUCUGGGUUAUCCAGCAGUGCUGGGGGUAGGUGUACAGUUUUGUAACAUAAUGACUUGUAUGAAAAUAAUUGUAAAUGAAUUAUAUGGAAAUAAUUAAAUGUCUUUUCUUUGUA
Molecule: messenger RNA, 1925 nt
Organism: Prionailurus viverrinus (fishing cat)
Lineage: Eukaryota; Metazoa; Chordata; Mammalia; Carnivora; Felidae
Gene: TRABD2A
Product: TraB domain containing 2A
Exons: 7
Coding region: 145-1671 (508 amino acids)
Biological process (GO): negative regulation of Wnt signaling pathway
Cellular component (GO): membrane
Molecular function (GO): metalloendopeptidase activity
Source: RefSeq, a predicted model, not a curated record